AUGGCUCCGGUGCAAGAGCUCCCCUCAACGGGCGACGAAGAUGUAACCAUGGCUGAUGCCGUCGAGUACCAGCCUUCUGACGAUGCGCGAGAGGAUCAAGAUAUGAAGGAAUAUCAAGAUACGCCGGACUACACGGAUUCCGAUACAAACCCCAAUACCACCGCAAGUAGUGUUGCUGGCGAUACUGCUCCAGAUGGAAGGAAACGAAGGACAGAGGCCUUCCAGCUACGCAAAAGUGUCCUUGGUAAAAAACACGGACGUCUUGAUGAGUCAAUGGAAGAUGAUUCCAUUCGACGAUUCCGCUAUCUGCUCGGAUUAACUGACUUAUUCCGCCACUUUAUCGAUACUAAUCCUAACCCACGGAUCAAGGAGAUCAUGGCCGAGAUCGAUCGCCAGAAUGAAGCGUCAUCAGGUUCGAGGAAAGGAGCUACCAGAAAGGGCGGCGCCGCAGGAGAACGCCGACGAAGGACAGAACAAGAAGAGGAUGCGGAGCUUCUGAAAGACGAGAAACGAGGAGGAAAGACGGAAACCGUCUUCCAACAAUCGCCUUCAUUCAUUCAGGGGGGUGAAAUGCGUGAUUACCAGAUCGCUGGUCUGAACUGGCUGGUUUCGCUACACGAAAACGGUAUCUCAGGCAUAUUAGCUGACGAGAUGGGCCUUGGAAAAACUCUCCAGACUAUCUCGUUCUUGGGAUAUCUUCGACAUAUCUGCGGAAUCACGGGCCCUCAUCUAGUUGCCGUCCCAAAGUCGACUCUGGAUAACUGGAAACGAGAGUUCGGUAAAUGGACACCCGAUGUCAAUGUCUUGGUUCUGCAGGGAGCCAAGGAUGAACGCCACCAACUCAUCAAUGAGCGCCUUGUCGACGAGAAAUUCGAUGUGUGCAUCACCAGUUACGAGAUGAUCCUUAGAGAAAAGUCGCAUUUGAAAAAGUUCGCCUGGGAGUACAUUAUUAUCGAUGAAGCGCAUCGAAUCAAGAACGAGGAGUCGUCCCUCUCUCAGAUCAUUCGCGUGUUCAAGUCCAGAAACCGGCUUUUGAUCACGGGAACUCCUCUGCAGAACAACCUCCACGAACUAUGGGCAUUGCUAAACUUCCUGCUUCCUGAUGUGUUCGGUGACUCUGAGGCCUUUGACCAAUGGUUCUCUAACCAGGAGGCAGACCAGGACACAGUCGUUCAGCAGCUACACAGAGUGCUUCGCCCGUUUUUGCUUCGUCGAGUGAAAAGUGAUGUGGAGAAGAGUUUGCUUCCAAAGAAGGAACUCAAUCUCUACGUUGGCAUGUCAGAAAUGCAAGUCAAAUGGUACCAGAAGAUUCUUGAAAAGGAUAUCGAUGCAGUCAACGGCGCUCAGGGCAACCGGGAAUCCAAGACCAGGCUUCUAAACAUCGUCAUGCAGCUGCGCAAGUGCUGCAAUCACCCUUAUCUAUUUGAAGGAGCAGAGCCAGGCCCUCCUUAUACCACAGACGAGCAUCUUAUUGACAAUUCAGGAAAGAUGGUCAUCCUAGACAAGUUGCUCACUCGUUUGUUCAAGCAAGGCAGCAGAGUAUUGAUCUUCUCACAGAUGAGCCGUGUUCUCGAUAUUCUAGAGGAUUACUGUGUGUUCAGAGGUCAUGAAUACUGUCGAAUUGACGGCUCAACCGCACAUGAGGACCGUAUUCAGGCAAUUGACGAGUACAACCGCCCAGGCUCUGAGAAAUUUGUAUUUCUUCUUACCACACGUGCCGGUGGACUGGGUAUCAACUUGACAACAGCUGAUAUCGUCAUCCUGUUCGACAGUGACUGGAACCCUCAGGCCGAUCUCCAGGCUAUGGACCGAGCUCACCGUAUUGGCCAAACCAAGCAGGUUGUUGUAUUCAGGUUUAUCACCGAGAAGGCCAUUGAGGAAAAGGUGCUGGAACGAGCAGCCCAGAAACUCCGACUGGACCAGCUUGUCAUUCAACAGGGUCGCGCUCAGCAGCAGGCUAAAAACGCAGCUUCCAAGGAUGAACUUUUGAGCAUGAUCCAGCACGGCGCUUCUGAUGUGUUUAGCUCUACCGGUGGCACCUUCGGCAGUGGCAAGGACAUUUCCGAAGAUGACAUCGAGGCCAUAUUGAAGAAAGGCGAAGAACGCACCGCUGAGCUCAAAAACAAAUAUGAAAAGCUUGGAAUUGAUGACCUGCAGAAGUUCUCCUCCGAGAAUGCCUAUGAAUGGAACGGAAAGGACUUCACCAACCGUAAGAAGGAUAUCGGUUUGAACUGGAUCAACCCCGCCAAACGAGAGCGCAAGGACCAGUCAUACACCAUUGGAAGCUUCUACAAGCAGACUUUUACAAAGCCCUCUGAGCCAAAGGCUAAAGUACCUAAGGCACCAAAACAGACAACUAUUCAUGACUGGCAAUUCUUUCCCCCUAAGCUUCAGGAGUUGCAAGAUAAAGAGACCGCAUACUUCCACAAGGAGAUUGGUUACAAAGCUGCACUGCCUGAUGGCCCCGAAGAAUCAGUCAGUGACAGGGAAGCAGAACGUGAACUUGAGCAGCAAGAGAUCGACAACGCUGUGCCUCUCACCACAGAAGAGCAAGAGGAGAAGACCAAGCUAUCCACGGAAGGGUUUUAUAAUUGGAAUCGAAGAGACUUCCAGCAAUUUAUCAACGGUUCUGCUAAGUUUGGACGCACCAGUUAUGAAGAUAUGGCUACCGAAGUGGACAGCAAAACCCCUGAAGAGAUUAAAGAAUAUGCUAAAGUGUUCUGGAAAAGAUAUACUGAGAUUAUUGAUUAUCCAAAGUAUAUCCGCAUCAUUGAACAGGGUGAGGAGAAGAUGAGGAGAAUGAACCAACAACGCAAGCUCCUCCACAAGAAAAUGGGACAGUACCGUGUUCCCCUCCAGCAGCUGAAGAUCAACUACACCGUCUCAACAACCAACAAGAAAGUAUACACAGAAGAAGAAGAUCGUUUCUUACUUGUUAUGCUUGACAGGCACGGUGUUGAUGGAGAGGGCCUAUAUGAGAAGAUCCGUGACGAGAUCCGGGAAAGCCCCCUCUUCCGAUUUGAUUGGUUCUUCCUAUCCCGUACUCCAGUUGAAAUUGGCAGAAGAUGCACCACCCUCUUGAACACAAUUGCCAAAGAGUUUGAGGGUGAUACUAAAGAUACUAAUGGAGACAAUAAAUCCAAAGCACGCACGCGGGAUGAAGAGACAGAAAAUGGGGAUGAUAAUGGCCCAGCAAAGAAGAAGUCAAAGGGCGCUGCCCCUGCGGUGAAUAAAAAGCUGAAAGCCGUUCAGUCAAAUAGCAAGGCGACUUCAACUAAUACCUCAAGAGCAGGGAGCGUCUCCUCAUCUGGCCCAACCUCUAAGAGCAAAUCAAAGAAGCGAUAG
Nannizzia gypsea CBS 118893 is the source of this 3345-nucleotide messenger RNA. Its product is annotated as ISWI chromatin-remodeling complex ATPase ISW2. Bases 1 to 3345 code for a protein of 1114 amino acids. The record is from RefSeq and is a predicted model, not a curated record. Gene Ontology annotation, molecular function: DNA binding; histone binding; ATP binding. Gene Ontology annotation, biological process: nucleosome organization; regulation of transcription by RNA polymerase II. NCBI's taxonomy places the organism in Eukaryota, Fungi, Ascomycota, Eurotiomycetes, Onygenales, Arthrodermataceae. Gene Ontology annotation, cellular component: nucleus; chromatin. The transcript is spliced from 5 exons.